Molecule: messenger RNA, 5814 nt
Organism: Sorex fumeus (smoky shrew)
Lineage: Eukaryota; Metazoa; Chordata; Mammalia; Eulipotyphla; Soricidae
Gene: LTBP2
Product: latent transforming growth factor beta binding protein 2
Exons: 37
Coding region: 1-5454 (1817 amino acids)
Molecular function (GO): calcium ion binding
Source: RefSeq, a predicted model, not a curated record
AUGCCUGGCGUGCUGAGCCGCACGCUGUCUAAGGCGAGAUGGCCACAGUGCCGGGGGAACCGGGCUAAGGUGCUGCGGCGGCGGCGCGCGCGGCUGGAGGCUCGGUCGGUGCGGGCGCGGGGCUGCCCGGCGAGCCCCCCGCGGUCCGACUCCACGUCUAGGGGCGCAACCCCCCGCAGGUCCCGCGGCCGCCCCCCACGCACCAUGCUGCCGCCGCCCCCAGCGCGCUGGCUGCCGCUGCUUCUGGCCCUGCUGGCCGGCCUGGGGCACGCCCAGCGGGACCCGGUGCGCGGCUCCGAGCCCACGACGGGCAGCCGCCCCGCCGCCGCGGCCAAGGUGUACAGCCUGUUCCGCGAGCAGGACGCGCCCGGGCCGGGCUCGUGGCCGGCGGAGCGGGUCCAGCCGGCCGGGGGGCGCCCCCGAAGGCCCGGCGAGGCGGAGAACCGGAGACCGGCCCGCGCGCAGCCGUCCCCGCGCCGAGGGCAGCCACCUGCGCAGACCUGGCCGCGCCGCCCGGGACCCUCGGGCCCGCAGCAGCCCGCCCCGCGGCCCCGCGCCGCCCCGGCCCGCCCGCGCCUCGGGACCCCACCGCGGCCCCGGGCCGCGCCCCCGCACCCGCCGCGCGCGCGGCUCUCGGGGAGGAACGUGUGCGGGGGACAGUGCUGCCCAGGCUGGACGACAGCGAACAGCACCAACCACUGCAUCAAACGGGAACAUCUAGCACUGCGGCCUCUAAGGCUCCCAGCCAGGCCCCAGAUUGUGAGAUGGGUAUGUCCGUGUGCCAGCCGCCCUGCCAAAACCGGGGCUCCUGCAGCCGGCCCCAGCUCUGCGUGUGCCGCUCCGGCUUCCGGGGAGCCCGCUGUGAGGAGGUCAUUCCCGAGGAGGAAUUCGACCCCCAGAACUCCAGGCCAGCACCCCGGCGCUCAGUGGAGAGCUCACCUCACGUGUGGAGGAGCAGCGUGUCGAGAGAGAGCCCUGAGGCCAGACGUGGACCGUCAGUGCCACAGCCACCACCAGCCAGGGCUCAAUCUGACUGAGCGAAUCAAGAAGAUCAAGAUCGUCUUCACGCCCACGGUGUGCAAGCUGGCAUGCGUGCGCGGGCACUGCUCCAACAGCUGCGAGCGGGGCGACACCACCACCCUGUACAGCCAGGGCGGCCACGGCCACGACCCCAAGUCUGGUUUCCGCAUCUAUUUCUGCCAGAUCCCUUGCCUGAGCGGGGGCCGCUGUGUGGGCAGAGAUGAGUGCUGGUGCCCCUCCAAUGCCACCGGGAAAUUCUGCCACCUGCCUGCACCGAGGCCAGAUGCUGAAAACCCAGAGAGGGGUCCCCAGCACAGGGGCCCUCUCGGAGGCCCCUUGAGGCAAUCCACCUUCACACUGCCUCUCUCCAACCAGCUAGCCUCGGUGAAUCCCUCCUUGGUGAAGGUGCAUAUCCGGCACCCGCCUGAGGCCUCCGUGCAGGUCCACCAGGUGGCCCGGGCCCCAGAAGAGAACAGCGUGGAGACCAGCCCUGCAGCCCGGCCGCCCGCCAGCCCCGGCCACAGCCCCUGGGACAGCAACAACAUCCCGGCCCAGGCGGGAGACAGCCCCCGGCCACCACCCCCGGUGGUCCCCAGACCGCGGGGACCGCUGGGCCGGUGUUUCCUGAGUGCUGUGAAUGGCCAGUGUGCCAACCCCCUGCUGGAACUGACGACCCAAGAGGACUGCUGUGGCAGUGUGGGCGCCUUCUGGGGAGUCUCCUCAUGUACCCCGUGCCCAGCCAGACCAGCCUCCCCUGUGAUUGAUAACGGCCUGCUGGAGUGUCCCCAGGGAUACAAGAGACUGAACCUCACCCACUGCCAAGACAUCAACGAGUGCCUCACGCUGGGACUGUGCAAGGGUGCGGACUGCGUGAAUACCAGGGGCAGCUUCCUGUGCACGUGCAGGCCAGGCCUCAUGCUUGAUCCUUCCCGGAGCCGCUGUGUGUCGGACAAGGCGGUCUCCAUGCAGCAGGGCCUGUGUUACCGGUGGCUGGGGCCCAACGCCUGUACCCUGCCUUUGGCCCAGCGGAUCACCAAGCAGAUCUGCUGCUGCAGCCGUGUCGGCAAAGCCUGGGGCAGCAACUGUGAGAAGUGCCCCCUGCCCGGCACAGAGGCCUUCCGGGAGAUCUGUCCUGCAGGACACGGUUACACGUACUCCAGCUCGGACAUCCGUCUGUCCAUGAGGAAAGCCGAGGACGAGGAGCUGGCCAGGCCCUCACAGGAGCAAAGUCACCAGAGCAACAGGACACGCCCAGGGCCGGCAGAGAGGCAGCCGCUCCAGGGGGGUGCCCACACAUGGCAGGAAGCUGGCACCACCUCUGCUGCGGGAGGUGCUCGGGCUGGCCAGGUGGAGACCAGCGUGACCCACGUCCCUGCCUGGGUUCCAGAACACGCCGGAGGCAGACCCACACAGCCCCUGCCUGCCCAGAGGAGUCCAGAGACCUGGACGCAAGUGCCAGCACCUGCUCCCAGCCCCACGGAGGUGCCGGUGGCCCUGGGCCCCCCAGACAUGGACAGAUGCGUCCCCAACAUCUGCGGCCCCGGGACCUGUGUGAACCUCCCCGAUGGCUACAGAUGCCUGUGCGGCCCCGGCUACCAGCUGCACCCUAGUCAGGCCUACUGCACGGAUGACAACGAGUGUCUGCGGGAUCCGUGUCGGGGACGUGGGCGCUGCAUCAACCGCGUGGGCUCCUAUUCCUGCUCCUGCUUCCCCGGCUACACACUGGGCCCCGCGGGAGCUGCGCACACGUGCCACGACAUAGACGAGUGUGAGCGGCCUGGGGUAUGCGGCAGCGGCGGGCAGUGUGUCAACACAGACGGCUCAUACCACUGCGAGUGUGAGCAGGGCUACGUCAUGGUGAGGAGGGGGCACUGCCAAGAUAUCGACGAAUGCCGUCAGCCUGGCACCUGCCCCGAUGCGAGAUGCCUCAACUCCCCCGGCUCCUACGCAUGCCUGGCCUGUGAGCCGGGCUUCCGGGGCCUGGGCGGGAGCUGUGUAGAUGUGAAUGAGUGUCUGACCCCCGGGGUCUGCACCCAUGGAAGCUGCACCAACCUGGAGGGCUCCUUCCGGUGCUCCUGCGAGCCAGGCUAUGAGCUCACCUCCGACCAGAAGGGCUGUCGAGAUGUGGACGAAUGCGCCCACCGGGCUUCGUGCCCUGGGGGCCUCUGCCUGAACACUGAGGGCUCCUUCACCUGCUCAGCCUGCGAGAGCGGGUACUGGGUGAAUGAAGAGGGCACCGCCUGCCAAGACCUGGACGAGUGUGCCUUUCCGGGAGUCUGCCCUGACGGAGUCUGUACCAACACGGUGGGCUCCUUCACCUGCCAGCCCUGUGACCCAGGCUACCAGCCAAGCCCCCUGGGCCGCACGUGUGAAGACGUGAACGAGUGUGAAGCCCUUCCGGGCAGCUGCCAGGGUGGCGAGUGCAAGAACACAGCGGGCUCCUACCAGUGCGUGUGUCCCCAGGGCUUCCAGCUGGCCAACGGCACUGUGUGUGUGGAUGUGGACGAGUGCUCAGGGGAGCAGCACUGUGCGCCCCGGGGCGAGUGUCUCAACAGCAUGGGCUCCUUCUUCUGUCUGUGUGCCCCCGGCUACACCCCCACGGAUGGGGCCACCCGCUGCCAAGAUGUGGACGAGUGUGCAGGCCCCGACCGGUGUCAGGGCGGCCGCUGCAUCAACACGGAUGGCUCCUUCCACUGUCUCUGCAACACUGGCUUCCAGCCUGCCGCCGAGAGCACCGAGUGUGUGGACAUCAAUGAGUGUGAGGACUACAGCCGUCCAGUGUGUGGGGCCUGGCGGUGCGAGAACAGCCUCGGCUCCUUCCGCUGCGUGCGGGGCUGCCAGCCUGGUUUCCACCUGGCACCAACGGGCGAAUGCAUUGACAUCGACGAGUGUGCCAACGACACCAUGUGUGGCAGUCACGGCUUCUGCGACAACACCGACGGCUCCUUCCGCUGCCUCUGCGACCAGGGCUUCGAGAACUCCGCCUCGGGCUGGGACUGCGUGGACGUGAACGAGUGUGAGCUCAUGCUGGCCGUGUGCGGGGCGGCACUCUGCGAGAAUGUGGAGGGCUCCUUCCUGUGCCUCUGUGCCAGUGAUCUGGAGGAGUACGACGCUCAGGAAGGGCGCUGCCGCCCACGGGGUGCUGGAGGUCAGAGUGUCCCUGAGGCCCCCACAGGGGAGCACCCCCCGGGUCCCCGCCACGCAGAGUGCUACUCGGGGACGGAAGGCCAGCCCUGCUCCCGCCUCCUGGGCCGGAACACCACGCGGGCCGAGUGCUGCUGUACCCAGGGCGCCAGCUGGGGGGACACCUGUGCCCCCUGCCCCACCGAGGACUCAGUGGAAUUCAGCGAGAUCUGCCCGAGCGGGAAGGGCUACAUCCCCGUGGAGGGCGCCUGGAUGUUCGGGCAGACCACUUACACAGAUGCGGACGAGUGCAUGAUGUUUGGGCCUGGCCUCUGCCAGAACGGCCAGUGCCUCAACACGGUGCCCGGCUACAUCUGCCUGUGCCAUCCCGGCUACCACUACAACGCCGCCCAUGGGCAGUGCGAGGAUCACGAUGAGUGCCAGGACACGGCCUGCGAGAACGGCGAGUGCGUGAACACCGACGGCUCCUUCCACUGCUUCUGCAGCCCGCCGCUCACCCUGGACCUCAGCCGGCGGCGCUGCGUGAACGGCACUGGCGACCCAGAGGACCUGCCUGACCAUGACAUCCACAUGGACAUCUGCUGGAAGAAAGUCACCGACUACGUGUGCAGCCAGCCCCUGCAUGGACGCCGCACCACCUACACGGAAUGCUGCUGCCAGGAUGGCGAGGCCUGGACCCAGCAGUGUGCUCUGUGCCCCCCGAGGAACUCUGAGGUCUACGCCCAGCUGUGCAACGUGGCCCGGAUCGAGGCAGAGCGGGAGGCUGGCGUGCACUUCCGGCCGGGUUACGAGUACGGCCCCGGACCCGACGACCUGCACUACAGCCUCUACGGCCCAGAUGGGGCCCCCUUCUACAACUACCUGGGUCCUGAGGAUGUUGUCCCCGAGCCGCCCUUCUCCGACCCAGCCGGCCACCCCGGGGACCGUGUAGCUGUCCUCGAGCCACCCCUGCCCCCCUCAGAACUCCAGCCCCGCUACGUGGCCAGCCAGCCAGAGUACCAGGCCGGCUUUGAAGGGCUGCAGGCAGAGGAGUGCGGGGUGCUGAACGGCUGCGAGAACGGCCGCUGCGUGCGCGUGCAGGAGGGCUACACCUGCGACUGCUUCGAGGGCUUCCAGCUGGACAUGGCCCAGCUGGCCUGCGUGGAUGUCAACGAGUGCGAAGACUUGAACGGGCCUGCCGUGCUCUGCGCCCACGGCCACUGUGAGAACACCGAGGGCUCCUACCGCUGCCACUGUGCCCCGGGUUUCGUGGCCGCGGCAGGUCCCCCACACUGCAUUGCUGAGGAGUAGCAGCGGGGGUUCCGUGUGGGCAGCAAUCUGGAACUGGGGCCCAUGCCCCAGGGAAGGGCCUGGAGGGAGCUUUCCGGGUCAAGAAGACCCCUGUGGACACUGGGCAGGCGGCUGUGCAGCCGACUCUCUUCGGGUCUCGUGGCCCCCGGCUCGGGCUCUGGUGAUGAGCUUGUCACCACCUCCAUGCUGCAUGCCUUUGCUUGGCUCCAAUACCACCAAAUAAAUGCUUUAAUGCUUCCGCCACUGACCACAAGGCCCAGCCCUCCGUCUGCCCUGGCUUUGGCAUGGGAUGUGUACAAAGGGAUGGUCCCAUCUACCCACUCAAGCUGCACAAAGGUGGCAAGGUCCUUUGGCAUCCCA